AUGGGUGGACUAAAUAAUUCUAUAGCUUCUGAGUUUGUGCUAAUGGGACUGUCUAGUUCUUGGGAAACUAAAGUUUUUCUCAAGGUGAUAUUCUCUUUAAUCUAUUUAGGGAUUGUCCUAGGAAAUCUUUUCAUUUUGUUCUUGAUGAUUUUUGAUUCUCAUUUACACUCUAUGUACUUCCUGCUGGCCAACUUGUCCCUCAUUGAUAUGGGUAUUUCCUCUACCACUGUUCCCAAGAUGAUCACAGACCUUUUAAAAGAACACAGAGUGGUCCUCCCUGUGAUUUCUUUCCAAAGUUAUAUGAUGCAGAUAUGUUUCAUCCACAUCACUGGAGGAGUCAAGAUGGCGCUCAUCGACAUGGCCUUUGUCAGGUACACAGCAAUCUGCAAGCCUCUCCACCACCUGAGCACCAUGAGCCCCAAAAUACGUGUUUCAUUUAUAAUCACCAGAUGGGUAAUUGGAGUGAUUCACGCUAUGUCUCAGUUUGUGUUUGUUAUAAGUUUGCCUUUUUGUGGUCCUAACAAAGUGGAUAGCUUUUACUGUGACUUCCCCAGGGUCAUAAAACUUGCAUGCCUGGAUGGAGCCAAUUUUGAAUUUAUUAUAGCUGCCAACAGUGGCUUCAUGACUAUCAGCACAUUUUUCCUUCUAAUCCUCUCCUAUAUCUUUAUUUUGGUCACUGUCUGGAAGCGUUCUUCAGGAGACUUAUCCAAGGCAUGUGUCACACUGUCGUCUCAUAUUACAGUAGUGGUUCUUUUUUUCACUCCAUGUAUGUUUCUCUAUGUCUGACCUUUUCCCUCAUCAUCAAUUGAUAAAUACCUGUUCAUUGUUGACUUUGCCAUCACCCCUGUCUUAAAUCCUACUAUCUAUACAUUAAGGAACAAAGACAUAAAAGUAGCUGUGCAAAGAAUGAACAAACGAAGAUAUUAUGUCAAAUUUUGCUAA
This is a messenger RNA of Condylura cristata (star-nosed mole), 942 nucleotides long. Its product is annotated as olfactory receptor 4F15-like. Gene Ontology annotation, molecular function: G protein-coupled receptor activity; olfactory receptor activity. Gene Ontology annotation, biological process: G protein-coupled receptor signaling pathway. The record is from RefSeq and is a predicted model, not a curated record. NCBI's taxonomy places the organism in Eukaryota, Metazoa, Chordata, Mammalia, Eulipotyphla, Talpidae. Gene Ontology annotation, cellular component: membrane.